AUGGAGGACUAUUGUGGAGACUUAGUUGAGGAAAUGGAAAACUGGUUGUCAAGUGAUGACUUUGACCGCGCAUGGCGUGAAUGCUAUGACCGCGCUUGCAAGGGGUCAACCGGACGAUCAGACAGAAACAUUUCUGAGACGCUUCUUCUGCAAACAGCUGCCAGCUUACACAACCACUUGCCUCUUGGCGCGUUGGAGCGAAUGAUUCCAGCACCUGAUGCGGAGUUCGUGAGGGGAGCCCUCGAAGCAGUGGGUGUUGAAGACCCUCGUCGAGCUGGUCUACAGGACUUGGAACACUUUGAAGCAGCACUGGUGGUGGUGUACACGCAUUUGGCGCACUGCGCUUCUUUAUUGGAGAGUGAGAUGCCAGGACAGGAAUGCAGCGUGAAUUUCAAAGCCAAGAUUAUUAUUUUUGAUUUAGAAACGAAGAAAACAUUCUCAAAGACAGUUUUCCCUGGUCGAAAGGCAAGUACAGUAAGUGCCAUGCAUUUUCAACAGCAGCAGGAUAGAUGUUGUGCAGACUUUGAGAGCUCAUUUACUUGUGCAAAACAUCCGGACACUUCGAAAUUCGCAGUUUGUACAAAACAAGACUCCAUCAAGUAG
Messenger RNA from Cladocopium goreaui, 603 nucleotides. NCBI's taxonomy places the organism in Eukaryota, Dinophyceae, Suessiales, Symbiodiniaceae. The record is from the annotation of a GenBank genome assembly.